ACACGAGGAGCGCUCUGGAAUUGCGACCAUAAACGUACUGGGAUCGUUGGAGUGUGGUGCGUGCACUAAAGGGACAUGAUAUAAGACUGCCUCGCACUUAGCAACUGGUCCAUCAGAUCCAACUCAUUCCUUCAUCAACUUUAUCAAGCUUUCAACUAUUUUCAACCCCGACACUGUCCAAACAGAUCAAAAAGACUAUCUUACAGACACCAAGAUGCGUUUCUCGAUCAUCGCUUUGCCCGUCCUUGCUGCUGUUGCAGCAGCUCAGAGCUCUGCUCUCUCAUCUAUCCGCAGCGAAAUUUCCUCGGCUUUGGCUUCCGCGUCUGCUUCUGCCUCGCACAGUGCCAGCGCCUCGAAGUCUGCUGAACACAGCGCAUCGAAGUCUGCUGCUUCCGCUUCCGCCUCCGCUACUCGCAACGCUGCCGCUGAUAACUCGGCUGAGCUGAGUGGUCUCGCUGCUGUCGUUUUGGGUGUCGCGGCUUGGGCUUUGUAGAUGUCUGGAGCGCAGUAGGAUGUGUUACACAAUUUAGCAACCGGCUACAUUGGGCUGUGGGGGUUUAUUAUACAUACUAAGCUUGCUUUCUCAUGAGUUGGUCUUGAACUACUAUACAAAUCAACUCGUAAUACUUAAAAACGUCGAGAACUUUCAUCGCAAC
Boeremia exigua is the source of this 656-nucleotide messenger RNA. RefSeq lists its product as uncharacterized. The transcript has 2 exons. NCBI's taxonomy places the organism in Eukaryota, Fungi, Ascomycota, Dothideomycetes, Pleosporales, Didymellaceae. The coding region runs from base 215 to 493 and encodes 92 amino acids. The record is from RefSeq and is a predicted model, not a curated record.